Messenger RNA from Penicillium salamii, 3579 nucleotides. The record is from the annotation of a GenBank genome assembly. NCBI's taxonomy places the organism in Eukaryota, Fungi, Ascomycota, Eurotiomycetes, Eurotiales, Aspergillaceae.
AUGGCGUCUCUUGAAAACGGCCACACCAAUGGCCAGAAUGGCGACGCCGUACCAUCCGCCACCCCUCCGCGCAACCUCCGUUUCUCUGAUAUCCCCGACGCUAUUGAUAUUCCAGCCUCUAGUUUCGACAGCGAAGUCGAAGUCAGCUUGCUCGAGCUCCCCGAAGACCCGACUGAGCUGUGCACACUUCUCGAGAACGAAAAAGCCGCAAAGAAUUUCUGGGUGAUCAUCGCGCUCGCUUACGCGAAGCGCAACCAAAUUGACCAUGCCAUCGAUAUCUUGAACAAGGGUCUGGCCUCCGUGGCCCAUGGAGCGACGAAGGAGAAACUCGGCCUGUUAGGCUGGAUCUGCUGGCUGCUGUUGUUGAAAAGCCGACAUGCUCCUCGAGUUGCACCCGAUGGAGAGCUUUACUCUGAAGCUAAAACCAAGGACCAUUACCUGCAACUUGCGACAUCGACCUUGAACGAGGCCUCUCGUCUCAACCCGGCUUACCCUCCUCUUUUCUUGGCGCGUGGUGUCCUAUGUCUCCUCCGUGCAUCGCUUUAUGCUCCUCGUGCUGUUCGCCCGGGUGCUGUGGAUACCUCAGAGCGAAAUGAGUCGCUGCGGCAAGCUUUGAAAUGCUUCGACGAGUCGUCAAAAGCUUUCGGCGGCCGAAACAUCAUGGCAAUUCUGGGGCGUGCUCGCGCACAUUACAUGCUGGGGAGAUAUGCCGAGGCCCUCGAGGGUUACCAGAAGGCUUUGAUCAAAAUGCCCAAUCUCACAGACCCGGAUCCCCGUAUUGGAAUUGGCUGCUGUCUGUGGCAGCUGGGUUUCAAAGACCAGGCAAAGGUCGCCUGGGAGAGAUCUUUAUCUCUGAACCCCGAAUCCAAGGUUGCCAACAUCCUUCUCGCAGUGUACUAUCUCUACGACAGCUCCCGCCGAGCCACGACCGAUCCUAUGUUCGGAUCUUUGUACAAAGUGGCCAUGACCCAAUACACACAAAAGGCGUUCAAGCUCGAUAAGGAAUGCCCGAUGACUUGCUCCUUAUUCGCAGGUUACUUCCUUCUCCGCAAAACAUAUGCGACCGUGGAGACGUUGGCACGAAAAGCCAUUGAGCAUACAGACGUCAUGUCGAUUGCCAGUGACGGUUGGUACAUGCUUGGCCGAAAGGCACACUACGAAGGUGAUGCUAUCCACGCUGCGGAAUUCUACAAUCGCUCAGAUCAGGCCCGCGGCGGCGGCGAGAAGGGAUAUCUGCCCGCAAAAUUCGGUGCUGUUCAAAUGCAGAUCAACAACAAAGACUUCGAUGGGGCCAAGUUCCGAUUGGAGAAAAUUGUCCAGCAAUCGAAAAACCCGGAGGCGAUGACUCUCCUUGCCGCAAUUCACGCAGAAGAAGUCUUCGCUGCUCAGAAGUCAGGUGGCAAGGAGGACAAGUCGAACGAGACCAAGCGAGCCAUCACUCUUCUGGAGGCAGUGCGCUCCAUGUGGAAGGAUGAGAAACAGAAACUCUCCCCCGAUGAGUCGGUUCUGGUAUAUCUCGCCCGGCUCUACGAGAGUACGGCUCCAGAGAAGAGCAUGCAGUGCCUCACACAACUUGAACAGAUUCAGCUCGCUGGAAUUCCGGAGGAGGCUCGUCCAGACAUUGAUGACCCGGCUGAGCUGAACAGUGCUCUCAGGGAGAGUCUUCCUCCUCAGCUUCUCAACAAUAUGGGCUGUUUCCUUUACCAAAACGAGAAGAUUGCAUUGGCUCGUGGCCUGUUCCAGUCAGCGCUCAAUUCAUGCGUGCAGGCCAAGGAGAAGACAGAAGAUACCGAUCCUGACGCCCUUGUAACCACAAUCAGCUACAAUCUUGGACGAACAUAUGAGGCAGCAGACAUGUGGGACGAAGCCAAGAAAGUCUACGAAGGUCUUCUUGAACGUCACAGUGACUACACAGAAGCCAGUGCCCGUCUGACUUACAUUGCUCUGCGCCAGAGCCCUACCGACGAAGGCCCGAAGAAGAUUGCCAAGCUUUACGAAGCGGAAAACACCAAUUUGGAAGUCAGAUCACUUUAUGGCUGGUACAUCAGCAAGUCUAAGAAACGUGUUGCCAACCUCGCCGAGGACAAUGAACAACGCCACUUCAAGCACACCCUCCAAUACCACGACAAGCACGACCGAUAUGCCUUGACUGGAAUGGGUAACGUGCAUCUUCUCUUUGCUCGUGACAUGCGUCGCGACUCAGAGCAAGACAAAGAAAAGCGUCGGAAAAUGUACCAGCGGGCGGUUGAAUUCUUUGACAAGGCUCUUCAACUGGAUCCAAAGAACGCAUACGCCGCUCAAGGUAUUGCAAUCGCUUUGAUCGAUGAUAAGAAAGAACACAGCUCUGCCGUGCAAAUUCUGUCCAAGAUUCGCGACACAAUCAAGGAUCCCAGUGUCUAUCUAAACUUAGGCCAUGUCUUCGCCGAGCUUCGCCAAUUCUCACGGUCCAUUGAACAUUAUGAAACGGCAUUGUCCAAGGAUCGCGCUCGUGAUGUGCAAAUCCUGGCUUGUCUUGGACGUGUCUGGUGGCUGAAAGGAAAGCAAGAAGCCAACCUGGCAGCUAUGAAGACCGCUCUUGAAUACGCCGAACGCGCCCGCACAGUCUCCCCCGAUCAACUUCACCUUCAAUUCAACGUUGCCUUUGUACAGAACCAAAUCGCAUCACUCGCCUACGGUCUACAGCCUACACAGAAGACUCUACAGGAUGUCCAGGACGCAGCCGAGGGCCUCAAAGAAGCUAUCGAAACGUUCGAGCGGCUCUCCAAGGAAAAGAGCCCGCCCUACCCGAGCGCCGCGCUCGAGCAGCGUGCGAACAUGGGCCGCACUAUUAGCAAGCAGCUGGACCGUGCUAUGCAAAGCCAGAAAGAAUACGAAGAGAAGAACGCCGCCAAGCUCCAACAAGCGCGCGAAGUCCGCGAAGAAGCGACUCGCGCCCGGGAGGAGGAGCUCCGCAAAGCUCAAGAGGUGGAGACUGAGCGCAAGAAGCGCAUUGCCGAAGAGCGUGCUCAGAUGGUUGAUGAAGUUCAACGCCAUGCUGCGAAGCGCGCUGAGGAGGAUCGCGCGCGUGAGGAAGCGGAGUUGACUAAUGAUUCGGAGACUGGCGACCGCGUUAAGCGUAAGAAGAAGCCUGCCAGCAAGCGCAAGAAGAAGGGUGAUGACUUUAUUGCUGAGGAAGAAGAGGGUGAAGAGCACAGUGGGGAAAGUGACUCCGGGGCGGCGCCCAAGAAGAAGCGCCGUCUUGGGCGGCGCUCGGACAAGCCCAAGGCCGAGAAAGAAAAAGCUGAAAAGCCGGGCAAAUACAAGAGCAGCGAGAUGGUAGUUGACUCUGAUGAGGAGCCGGCCUCGGAAAAGGAUGAGGCUGCACCGCGCCGGCGGGGCAAUGCUUCUCGUCGCAUUGCCGAUGACGACGAGGAAGAAGACGAGGAAGAGGAGAAAGAAGAAGAGCCACAGGAAGAGGAGCAGCCAGAGCCAGAGACCAAUGUUCCCGUUCCUGCCGACGGUGUUGGCGACGGACCUGGCGACGAGGACGAACUGUUCGGCGAGCCAUCCAAGACCCAGGACACCGAGAUGGAGGAUUGA